Molecule: messenger RNA, 8738 nt
Organism: Solea solea (common sole)
Lineage: Eukaryota; Metazoa; Chordata; Actinopteri; Pleuronectiformes; Soleidae
Exons: 24
Coding region: 154-7893 (2579 amino acids)
Source: RefSeq, a predicted model, not a curated record
AGCUGUCUGUCACCCGUCAGCAGCCGUGCAGCUCCUCACCUCUCCUUCCACGCUGCGACCGCUUUCGUCGGCUUUUAAUGACACGAGCGUCCGCGGGGAAGUGAGUGGGAGCCUCUGCCGUCAGUGUCGCGUCAUCGCUCAGACUCAGGAGAGAUGGCGAAGAAGACUUCAUCCAGAAAGACUCUGAAAAGUUUGUUCUCCCGCAGCGAGGCCAACCUGGACGCGUCGCCGGUGAAGGAUGUGACCAAAGCCGAGAGAGAGAAGAAGAAAUUCAAGUUGUUUAAGUUUAAGACGAAGUCGAAGAACGAAAGCCUGGAGGCGCUGGGUGAUGCUGAGCCCAACCACACAGCUGAGGAUGGAGAAGCCUGGGAUGCCGACAAGAGGACCUCUCUUUAUGCCACCACAUCCAGGUCAAAGGGCAAAGAAAUCAGCUAUUCAGAGAUGGACCUCCGUAAGCCCAAAAGGUUUGCCACAUUUUCCUUUGGUUUUAAAAAGAAGAAGAGGAGGAAUGGAGACACUAUGUCUAAGAGCCUGCACGGACUCCACAACUCAGAUAUUGAUGAAGAUGACGAGGCUACUAUGGAUCUCAGUCAGGUGGAGCUGGAUCAAGGGGACGUAAGGGCCAUGUUCAGUAUGUCUCAACCGGAACUUGACAAGAUCCAUAAAUUUGACAUCCCGUCUCCUCCCCCUGUGGACACAAACCCUUUCGACUCAUACUUUGCUGUGUCCGACCAGUCAGAGUCAAAUGUCACGACGGACGCACCGAUUGAAUCAAAGCAGCCUCCAGGUGACUUUCAUUCCUUAGAAAUACCAACAGCAACCGUCCAUUCCAUUCCGGAGUUAAAUGACAACAACGUCAGCAUUCCUGUUCAUGAUAACAUGUCCAAAGGUGAUGCAGAGAGUAUUUAUCUUGCUGAUAACAAGGCUACACCCAGUCUCCCAGCUACCCAGCCUCCAGUCAUGCUUCACACCACGGAUCACAAAGCAGCAGCAGCAGCAGCUGAUUCAGGCUUCUCAAGCAAUGGCCUUUGUGAUAAUGAUACUCUCCAGCAGCCUUACACAAAAACAAACAUCUCACCUACUGAAUCCACUGGUGUUACAUUAACUGGCGCAGCUGGAAGCACAGCUCCAAGUGGGGAACUCUCCCUGAGAAGUGCUGACUCACUAACAGAGUCGUCCGCCACUCCUCGAGCUGAGACUGUCACAGCCGCUUUGAGCACAGCUCCUGCUACCUUCCAUGAAGAUGUCUCCAGAUCUGCUCGAGAAAUUACCAAAAGUGUCCCCACAACUUCGGCUAAAAGGAGCGAGAAGAGUCCCCGACUUUACAGUGAGAAUGUGGUUUAUGGAGCGUUGUACGACUCACUUUUCCCUCAGAGCUUCUCCUCCGAGGUGAUCUCGUCCAUCUCAAACUCACCACCUCAAAACUACACCAAAAGUAGUCAUUUGAGCACCAAGUCGGAGGCCAUCAUGGUUAAAACCUCGAAUGAAAGUCACUCAGAAAUGAACGUCUCGUAUUCUCACCUGUCAGCUUCACAAAUUGGCACUCAGAGUAGUCUUCCAAGCCCCAAGUCCCCGCCCGUCAUGGUCAAAACCCUAAACGAAGGUACCUCAGAAACUAACGUCUCGUACUCUCGCCCGUCAUUUUCAUACGACAACGAAAGUAGCCUUCUGAGCCCAAAGUCUCAGCCUGUCAUGGUCAAAACCUUAAAUGAAUGUAACACAGAAACCAAUGUCUCAUACUCAAACAUGUCAUCGUCACGUGACAAUAAUGGCAAAAUGGAUUUUGCAGAGAGUAGUUUCUCAAACCCUUUGCCUUCCACCGAAAGUAGCCUUCUGAGCCCAAAGUCCCAGCCUGUCAUGGUCAAAACCCUAAAUGAAUGUAACAUAGAAACCAAUGUCUCGUACUCUAACUUGUCAUCUUCUCGUGACAUUGAUGGCAGAACGGAUUUUGCUGAGAGAACUUUCUCAAACACUCAAUCAGGCACUCAAAGUAGUCUUCCGAGCCCAAAGUCCGAGCCCGUCAUGGUCAAAACCCUAAACGAAGGUACCUCAGAAACGAACGUCUCGUACUCUCGCCUGUCGCCUUCACGUGAUAUUGAUGGUAGAAUUGAUUUUGCAGAGAGUACUUUCUCAAACCCUCCGACUCCCACCCAAAGUAGCCUUCCGAGCCCCAAGUACCAGCCCGUCACGGUCAAAACCCUAAACGAAGGUACCUCAGAAACGAACGUCUCGUACUCUCGCUCGUCAUCUUCACGUGUCACCGACAGUAGCCUUCUGAGCCCAAAGUCCCAGCCCGUCACGGUCAAAACCUUAAACGAAUGUAACACAGAAACAAAUGUCUCAUACUCAAACUUGUCAUAUUCUCCUGACAUUGAUUCUCCCUUUUCCCAAACCUUGACUCCUACUGACUUUCAAACAGACAUCCACUACAGUUACCUCCCUUCCUCUCCACGUUCACCUGCUGAACCAGUUGCUAAAAACAUUCCUUACUCUGAGUUGACUCAUUCGGAUGCAGAAUCAGACAAUUACAGCACUUUUGUCAGGUCAGUUCCUGUGCUUCAAAGCUCUGCCCCUCCCAUUCCUGACUAUGCAGCAUCCCAUGGGACAGAUACUCAGGUUACUGACACCAAACAGAGAGCGAUCCUGGUCAAAGAGUUAGUCACUGACGGAGCGAGCACAGACUCUGUCUGUCCCUCUCCUGCGCUGGAGAAAAUGAGCGCAGUCAAGAGUCUGGAGCUGAUAAUCGAAGAGCCGGAGACCUUUUAUGCUGCUCCUGGUUCUGUGCUGUCAGAGGAAAGUGAAGGGCCCUUGAGCCCGACGUAUCUGAGCGUGGGGUCAGACGAUGGCAGCGCCAUGGAGGUGUACUACAGCGCGGAGGAGGACAACACGGAUGAGAGCGGGGAAGAAGAGAUUCACGCGGUGGAGGAAAGAGAGGACGUCUGUGUGGUGAAAGAGAUGGAGUGGAGGGCAGGGGGAGCAAAGAGCCAGGAAGAUGAGGGAGAUGUGAGGGUGGUGGUUGUGAAAAUGCUGAAUGACGUAGGAAACGUGGGCCGAGGCGAAGAUUUCGGUGGGACAGUGGAAAGUCGACUCCAGGAAACGCUCAUGUCACACUUUCUUGUGACUAGUGAUGCAAGGUGGCAGGAGAGAGAAGGAGCAAGCAGAGCGUUGCCACAGAUUAAAGAGGAGGAGGAGGAGGAGGAGGAGGAGUUACCAGCCACACCGGUUCGGCUGGUGAACUCACUCAAGGUAUGCGAGAACGCUCCACCCUCCAGUGAGCAGCAUGUGCAGGGGGAGUGGUCACACAGAAACUGGACCAUGGACUCAGAAACAGAAGGCUACCUUCAUGGGGGGAAGCAGCUCCUGAGUCAGGAGACAGACUGUCUGUCUGACAAACAUCAUUCUGAGUACAUGCAUCCUGCUUCAAGUAACACAAAAGAGGACAGUGAGACGAAUCCCACGUCUACAGAGACAGAGAAGCCAUUUCAAAGUGCAGAAAGCGUUGAAUCCAAGAGUAACACGGUCACAGAUAUGUCUGUAACUGAAGCACAGGUCGUCACAGGCUUUUCAACACACAACACUGAGCUGCAAUCAGAUGCCACAGAGAUCGAAGACAAUAGGGCCCCGCAGAGUAGUGAGUGGGUGGAUACAAUUUCUCGGAGUGCAGACGGAGGGAGGACACUGCACGAGCAGGUGACAGUCGAGCUGUCAAGCCUUGUAACUGCAGACACUGGCACACUGCAGCCCCAGCCUGAGAGUCAGCGUGAGGGCACUUCUUCCUCAGAGAGACACGAGCUUCUGGCGCAAGUUCAGCCCAACCUGCAGCCCGGGUCCUCGACAGAUUCUAGGAGCGACUCGGCAGCUUCAGGAGGUCAGCAGACAAAAGCCGACCAGAAAUCGGUGACCAAGAUGAGUUCAGGCUACAGCAGCCUGAGCACCAAACUGACCAUAAACACCUCCUCUCCGCCUAAAGAGGAUGACUUCAAACAGCGUUUCCACAAAGUGUCUCUGAUCCCUGAGGCUGGCAGCCGGGACACGGUGGACUUCAGCGGGACAAGUGCCGAGUCAAAUGGAACAGUUGUGGGAUCAGAGUACAGGUGGAGGAAUAGGUUCGACGUGGCUUCUCAGUACAGACCAUACAACGAGGAGGAUUCCUCAGACUCUCCGUCUUACAGAACCUCCUCCUUUACCUCCUCCACAUCCCCCUCCUCUCUCCCCGGGGCUACAUCGUACAGCAGCCUGCUUAACUCCUCCUCCUUCUCCUCCUCUGCUGAGGAACACCCCACCCUUGGCGACAGGCUGAGUGACAAGACCAGAGUUUAUGUGAGCCAAGAGAGUGAGACAGCGGGGGAGCAGCCACUCGGCGAGUGGAGGAGGAGGAGCCUGGUGGAGCAGGAGGAGCCUGCUGCACCUGCAGGUGUAAGAGAGGAGAGAGGGAGAGAGUCAGAGUCAGAGUGGAUCAAGUCACGCUGGGACUCACAGGAGCAGCCAGCGUCUCUUCACACCGACACUGUCAGAGCAGACGACGACGACGAGUCUUCUCAGUUUACUGGACUGUUCAAGGCCACACUCGUGCAGCUGGUCUGCGAACCAGCAGCUCCCCCCUCCACUCCCCCUGCCUCCCCCGACGCAGACUCCUCCAACCGGUCUGAAAUGGACAGCCUGGUGGAUACACUGAAGAACAUGGGACCCUCCUUCAGGCCCAGGGGCGUGGGCCCACGCGCAGCACCUCCGGGUCUGGUGUCCUCCCUGCCUCCCAUCGUGGAGGAUGCUUCCAGCCCCAUCAAUCCUGGUCUCCCUGCCUCCCUCACAAAAACACUGGAAACCACCGGCACCGACUCUGAGGCGCAGAAUGGAAUUUACACUCUGCCUCCCGACCUGGGACUGAAGAGGAGCUUCAUCAGAGACAGUCGCUCACCUCUGGAACUGAUGAAGGAGCAACAGCCAGGAGCACGAGGCCCCACCUUGCCCUUGAGAUCUUCUGCUACCAACAGUGUUGUAAUAAGGAAUUCCUCUGACUCUUCCACUGAGGACGGGACAUCGACAGCGAUGAAUGGAAACGGAGUACUCUCGCCCACCCACACGGCCUCGCGCCUCGACAACAGCAUCAUCUUCACACGCUUCAGGUCACCGUCCUUGGAUCAAACUGGGGACAAUGACAGGGUCAGUCGCCCACUCUACCGCACCAGCUCACUGCCAGACACGGGGCCUUUGAGUGAACGCAUGAACGCGGGACCGAAGGAGCUCACAGAAGCCGGUGCCGGGAAAGACCUGCCUGGUUCCCGCUUUGAGCGCCUCUCCAUCCUUAUGAACUCCUCCUCCUCCUCAUCUGGCUCCUUGACCAACACUGAGGACAACGGUGCUCGCAUGAGUCGUCCUCCACAGCUCGGCUUCGGUUCCCCACCUUCCAGCAACAGCCCCACGCGCCUGCUCAGCCCCACCGGCUCCAUAGACCUUCACAGGUCGUUCACCACCACAGACUCUCCCUUGUCCAUGUUCGGCAGUGGGCAGGCGAUGGGGGCGGGUUUAGGUGGUGGGUCACCGGGCACUCCUGUCCUGCAGAGGAGCUUCAGCAGUGAUGGAAGCAUAGGGGUCCAGCAGAGCCCGAUGUUCAACAGCUUCCACGGAGGGUCUCCGUUCCAGAGCAAAGAACCAGAGCCUGACAGGAAUUUAAUUUCGAAAUACAGAGCCUUCCCUGAUGCUUACCUCACUAAAGAGAAGGAGCAUGGGAAGCUCAAUCCUCGUCCUGGAAAGAUGUAUAUUUUUGACCAGCCGGGAUUCUGCGGCCAGAGGAUUGAGAUACGCAGUGAUAUCACUGAUGCUACGUCUUGGGUGCUGCAGGAGACCAUCUCCAUCAGGGUCGUCAGAGGAGGAUGGGUGCUUUAUGAGAAACCCAACUUCAAGGGGGAGAAAGUCGCCCUGGACGAAGGAGACAUAGAGCUCACUAACCCCUUCAGCCCUCCAGAUGAGGAGCAGCUGCAGAACGGACAAAAGGAGGAUGAACAAAAGCAGAAUGGAGAGACCAGUGACCAGCAGACGGAGACGGCGCCACCUAGGAGGCUCAUCAUCGGCUCUCUACGCAGAGCUGUCAGGGACUACAGUGUCCCAGAAAUCAGCCUUUUCCCAGAAGAGAACGCUGAGGGCAAGAAGGUCAUCUUCAGAGACACCUCUGAUGACGCCAGGAUUUUUGGUUUCCCCAUUAAGGCCAACUCCAUCAUCAUAAAUGCCGGCCUCUGGCUUGUGUUCGCGCAGCCCUUCUUUCAGGGCGUACCACGUGUCCUGGAGGUGGGGGGUUACUCCAACCCUGCAGCCUGGGGCGUAGAACAGCCCUAUGUGGGAUCAGUGCAUCCACUCAAAAUAGGGGAGCCAAGAGUGGAAAAUGUGGGUGAACCAAAGCUGGUGAUCUUUGACAAACCAUACUUCUCCGGGAAGUCGAGGACCAUCACCACCAACAUGAGAGACUUCAUGACCAGAGUGGACAGGCAGCAGGCUGUUUUCAUGUACAACAUCGGCUCCCUUAAAGUGCAGGGAGGAAUCUGGGUCGGCUACGAGAAGGAAGGCUUCCGAGGUCACCAGUACCUGCUGGAGGAGGGCGAGUACCAGGACUGGAGGGUGUGGGGGGGCCAUGAUUCUGAGCUGCGCUCUGUCAGGCUCAUACAAGCGGACCUGACAGACCCGUUGAUGGUGAUGUUUGAACAGCUCGAGGAAGAUCAGGAAGGAAUGCAGGAGGAGAACACCUUCGAGGUCACCGAGGCCAUCCCCGACGUCGAGCUGUUCGGGUACAAAACAUCCACGCGCUCCAUCCACGUAAUCAGCGGCGCAUGGAUCGCCUACUCUCACGUGGACUUCUCAGGGAAGCAGUACAUCCUAGAGAAAGGUUUCUACACUAACUGUGCCGACUGGGGAUCGCAGGACACUCGCAUCUGCUCGUUGCAGCCCAUCCUCCUGGCUCCACGCGACAACGUUGGUGCAAGGAAUGAGAUCAUCCUUUUCUCUGAGCCAGAUCUCCAGGGCAACUGUAACAUCUUUGACCGCAACCAGCAAGUGUUGACCGAGAAAUUUGUGACCAAGUCCUGCCGAGUGGUAGGAGGAAGCUGGGUGCUCUAUGAGAAAGAACAGUAUGCUGGGGACUUGUAUGUCCUUAAUGAGGGAGAAUACCCCAAUUUGGCCAGCAUGGGGUGCCCUUCCACCUUCCCCAUCCGCUCUGUCAAGGUCGUGCCAAUGACUUUCUCAGUUCCCUCCCUCUCUCUGUUUGGCCUGGAGGGUCUGGAGGGCAGAGAGAUCACCACAGACACCGAGAUCAUCAGCAUGACCAGAGAGGGCCUCAAUAACCACAUCCUGUCUAUCAGAGUCAACAGUGGCUGUUGGGUGAUAUGUGAGUACAGCAACUACAGGGGGCGCCAAUUCGUACUGGAAACCAUUGAAAUCACCAACUGGCCAAAGUUUAGCUCACUCAAUACGAUUGGCUCGGUGUAUCCAGUCAGACAGAAACGCCACUUCUUCCGCAUCAAGAACAAAGAGAGCGGCCUCUUCAUGUCCAUCCAGGGCGGCGUGGAGGAGAUGAAGUCCGGACGAGUGGUGGUGGCGGCAGAGGCGGAGCCAAUGAGCGACAUCUGGUUCUAUCAGGACGGCUUCAUCAAGAGCAAACUGACGGCAACCAUGAGUCUCCAGGUGAUGGGAAACGUUGAGCCGUCAGCCAAGGUGGUUCUGUGGUCAGAGACUCGGCAGCCCAGCCAGAACUGGACGGCCCAGAUGAGCGGUCCGAUCAGGAGCCUCACUUUCCCUGGAAUGGUCCUGGAUGUCAAAGGUGGAAAAUCAUAUGACAAGGACCACGUGGUGAUCAUGCCAGAGAACGAGGAGAGGCCAAGCCAAGACUGGGAGUUAGAGUUGCUCUAAAAAUAACGUAUUCUCUUUCACGCAGCGUCAAUAUUACCUUUGUUUACAUCGGAAACAAAUUCCCUAAAGCGCCUUUAUGGAAAGUGAGAAGCAACUGCUGUCACAGCCCUGUGAGGUAUUUAUGUCAGUGCCUGUAUUCGUACUUGUCGUGUUGAACUUCUUCCAGUGACAACGAUUAUCCGUGAGAAAGAAGCUCAACACAGACGAGUUUAAGUGCCUUGACCUGCUGUAGUGACUCGCGUCAUCACAUGAGCUGGAAAACUAGGUUGAAUGUAUUUUUCAGGACAAACUUUUUGACCUAAAUUUGACCAUUUUAAGUAUUCACACUCUUCCACACAUUCCCGACCGUGUUUUUACUGAUAUGAAUUAAUGCUUUUAAUCAUUUUGUUUACAAUGUAAAAAACAAACAAACAAACAAACAAAAAAAACCUUAUGACUUUUUAAUUUCUUAACUUCUGGAAAUUGUUUUCCUGCUAUUGCUUUAUACACAUGGGGGUUGAAUAAAGCCAAAGGACUGUGUGACAUGCAAAAAAAAGUAUGUUAUGCUUUUUAAAGAUAUUUUUAUAUAUUGUAUAUGUAUUGCUGUUGUGUGGGAAAUAUUGAGUAUAUUACAUAGUAUAUUACAUGCAGUGAAAUGGGUUGUAUAUGUCCCAUUUUGUGUCAAGUUACCCUAUUACUGUGUUGUUGUUUGUUUGUUUCUUUGUUAAAUUGUUACAUAUAAAUCUGUCGCCUCAUCAGCUGAAUGUUAAUAUUUGAUACAGAAGCUUUGUAAUGUUGGAAGUGACGUUCUGGGGAGUGGUUUUGAAAUGUUGAAAACAAAAAUAAACAUUCUUAAAUAAAACCAA